Molecule: messenger RNA, 1209 nt
Organism: Mobula hypostoma (lesser devil ray)
Lineage: Eukaryota; Metazoa; Chordata; Chondrichthyes; Myliobatiformes; Myliobatidae
Product: P2Y purinoceptor 14-like
Exons: 2
Coding region: 115-1209 (364 amino acids)
Biological process (GO): G protein-coupled receptor signaling pathway
Cellular component (GO): membrane
Molecular function (GO): G protein-coupled purinergic nucleotide receptor activity
Source: RefSeq, a predicted model, not a curated record
CAGCAAUGAUCUACACAAACUUCAGCAAGCUGAUUGAGCUGAAUUGUGCCGUUGUCAAAAUUGUGAAACGGACCAUUAGGAAAGCACAACUUCAGGACGUGGAAAAAUAGGGAGAUGAACAACACCACAGGCUUGUCAACAAAUCCGAGCUGCCGCGAUUUACGCAACCCCACUGUGACCAAAGUGCCCAUUCCUCUCUUAUACUCCAUGGUCUUCAUCGGAGGAUUCCUGCUGAACGUAUUGGCUGCCUGGAUCUUCUGCCAUGUUCCAAAUAAAUCCAGCUUUGUGAUUUACCUCAAGAACACUGUGGCAGCUGACCUGCUGAUGGUAGUUACACUUCCAUUUAAAAUCCUCUCUAAUACACCGUUUGGGACCUGGCAGUUGAAAGCCAUUGUGUGUCGUUACACAGCUGUUGUGUUCUACAGCAGCAUGUAUGUCAGUAUAAUAUUCCUUGGCCUGAUCAGCCUCGAUCGGUACUUGAAGAUUGUUCAGCCUCAAAAAAAUCUCUUCAUGCAGAAAGUAACGGUUGCCAAGGUGAUCAGUGUGAGCUGCUGGGUUUUUGUAAUGAGCUUUGCCCUGCCGAGUAUCAUUUUGACCAACAAGGCCCCCACACCUGAAACUGCAGGUGCUUGCAUGAAGUUGAAAAGUGACAUCGGGCAUAUUUGGCACAAGAUUAUAAUUAUCAAAUGCCAAGUUAUUUUUUGGGCUGUUUUUCUCCUUCUCACUCUGUGUUAUUUAGCCAUCUUAAAGAAAUUAUAUUGCUCCAAACAGAAAUUUCAGAGGGACUCUGGCCCUGUGGUAAAGAAAGCAAACCGUAACAUUUUCAGUAUCCUAGGUGUCUUCUUCAUCUGCUUUGUGCCGUACCAAUUUAUCAGGAUCCCGUACGACAAGUACCGAUUGGUCAAUGAAAACUGUGUAACAAGUAACAAUCUGUACUAUGCAAAGGAGUUCACACUGCUCCUGUGUGUAUUGAACGUUUGCCUCGAUCCAGUCAUCUACUUCCUCCUGUGCAAGGCCUUCACCAGACAGCUGUGCAGAAAACUGAGAGCGGGGAGAAGUCUGAAAAUCAAAAUUGCUAAAGUGAAGAAUAAGCCACAGUCAAGUAACAACUCUAACCAAUUCUCUGACCUAGGAAUGAAUGGUACUUUAAGAGAGACUCAAGUAUCACAAACACUUGGUCCAACGGCAAAUGUUUCCUCAGUUCCCUGA